AAUUAGAUGUAGAAAUAAAUAUAAGAACCAAUUUUAGACAUUUAUAAGCUGUAUAACAGUUACAGCAGCUGGGAUUUAAUCUCAUCUGAUAUUUUUUUUUAUCGUACAUGUAUGUCACAGGUGACAGUUGUAGUUAAACAGGAAAGUACAAGCUAGAGACAGAAUUUACAAGGUCUUCAAUUUGAAAUGCCAACAGAACAUUCAAAUACUGUAGAUGCUGAGGGGACAGACUAUGUUGACUUCGAUAAAAAGGAUUGUGAUGAAGAUGAUUUUUCGCAGCAACUUAGACUGAAGAGAGAAGCAGUACGACUUGAAACAUAUGUUGACUGGCCAAAAGCUUUACCUGUCAAACCAGAAGAUUUAGCUAGAGACGGAUUUUAUUAUCUUAAAACUGGCGACAAAGUGAAAUGUAUUUUCUGCAAUCUUGUUUUAAAAAGUUGGGAAGAAGGCGAUGUUGUUAGGAAUGAACACAAAAAGUUUAAUUCGACGUGUCCAUUUUUAAUAAAUAAAAACUGUGGAAAUGUUCCCCUGCAAACUGUUCAGCCAGGGACAUCUAGUGCCGGAGCUGGUGCUGGAAAGGUUCCAAGGUUUCCAGAAUACAGUAAGCCAGCAGCUAGAGAAGGGACGUUUCGUGAAAAACCAGCAUCAAUGAAACAGUCUGUAGAUGAGCUGGUAGAAGCUGGGUUCUUCUAUACAGGGCAAGAUGAUUGCGUGAGAUGUUUUCACUGUGGUAUCUUGAUAAGGAACUGGGAACCAGAAGAUGACCCGUGGACGGAACACAGACAAUGGUCACCAAGAUGUUCAUUUUUAAGGUCACAGUCAGAAUCAAAAGAAUGUUUUGAGAUAACUCCUGUAAUAAAGCAAGUGCUGAAAAUGGGAUAUGAUAAAGAACUAGUGAAAGCUAUUGUGCAGCGUCGUAAAAGAGCGGGAGGAGCUGAGAUCACAGAUGUAAAUGAGUUAGUUGAUGCUGUAGAGCAACUGAGGAUUCAACAAGAGACAGUAUCUAGAGUUCAUGGUAUCACCAAGGAAACCGGGGCAGCUGGCUCUUCACAUCCACAUACUGAAAGUUUUCCCACUUCUGGUGCUUCUUCGUUAGAAGAUGCGUACAAUCAGUUGAAGGAUCAGAGACUAUGUAAGAUUUGUAUGGAUAGAGAACUAGAGAUCACGUUCAUACCAUGCGGACAUUUAGUUACUUGUGAACAGUGUGCACAACCAUUGAAAAAAUGUCCUAUUUGCCGAAAACUCAUCAAAUCUCAUGUGAAAACUCGAAUGUCGUGAAUUCUUUAGUACAUACAUUCUGUUAUUUUGGGACAUCUUCCUGGAUGGAGUGGGGUAGGAUAGUGGGGUUAUUUGAGGAGAAGUGUUAAAAAUCAAUCUGUAACAUUAGAAUUUAUUUUUCUUACUUCAUAACAAAGAGAAGUACAAGCCAGGACAACAGUUGUUAUAAGGAAUGAUGAUAUGAUGAAAGCAAAAAUGUUGAUGUCAUUGUAUGCUGAAAUGUAUUUGAUAAAAGUUACAACAGCAAAAUCAUUUCAAGUAGGCUUGAAAAUCAUUACAAUUAGGUAACUCAUUUGUGUCACUUUAUAAAAAGAAUACCGCAAAAUCAUUAUUAUUUAUGGGGCACUUAUUUUUGUGGAUUUCGUGUGUAGGUCAAUCCACAAAUUUAAGAUCCAACGAAAUUUUAUUUGUGUGCGGUAGAAUUAUUUUGCAUAACAUUAUUUACAUUUUACCUUUUAGAAAAAUGAACAGUCAACAAAUUUAACUUUUAAGGACCCACAAAAUGUUGUUUGUGAUAAAAAAAACUGAGAAAUUUCAUGCCAAUGAAAUUAAGUGAAUUUAAGAUGUUAACAUAAGUAACCUUGGUUUGGUUGGAUCACUUAAACUGACUGAUUUUUAUAGCAUGAUCAUUUAUACGGCAAAACAAAAUCCAAUGCAACUGAGCUGACCACUUGCUCAUUUGUUAUAUAUUAUAGUUAAUAUUGUGAGCAAAAGGCUUGCUUAAAAUACUUGAUGAAGAAUAGAGGGUAAACUGUGCAUAGAGUGGCAAAGAGAAAUUCAAGUUUAUAAGUUUUUAUGGAGCAUAUUGGUGUCAGGAUGAAGAUUUUAGAUUUUGUAAAAUAAAAAAUUUUAUUGUUGUAAACUACGCUUACAAUCAAAAGAAUGUACUCACUUAGAAAAAAGGUCAUAAAAUAUUAGAUUUUCAAACAAUUUAUUUGUUUUGAUAAGUUAAUUAAGUUUCAUGAUCUAACUACCAAACAUGGAAACAACAUUUGUUUGAGUAGACCAGAGACAUAGAUAACAGAGAUAAACAGCUCCUAUAUACUCCAUUGAAAUAUCACUCAUGUCUAUCAAAAAUUGAGAAAUUAGGCAUUUUGUAGCAAAUAAAACUUACUUAAUGUACAUUUGAUCCUUUAAUAUUAUAUACCAUUUGAAAGGUAAAUCUUUUAUCUAUUGCUGCAUGUUAAAAUAUUGGUAACUUUCAAUGCCUUUCAUCUAGAAAAACAUAGCAGAACAUACCCACUGAGCCAGUUUUUUCGUCAAAUGAAUAGUUUUGUAACAAAAAUUAAUAGGUAGUUCUCUUUAAAAACUGAUGUAUCAUUUAAUUAAAUAGGAACUGUAAAUAUUUUGACCUGCAGCCAUAGACAAAUGCAUAAGCUUUCAGAAAAUGUAUUAUUUUCCUGAUUUUGAUAUCUGGUUAAUAAGUUUUACUUCCUACAAGUUUAAGUUUACCAGGAACGCGUGAUAUUUUAACUGGUUAGGAAGUUGCCUAUCUCUGUUAUCUAUGUCUCUGAGUAGACCUAUAAGCAUCUGUACAUAGGAUGUACCAACUUUAAACUCUUUUAAGUGUGUUCUAUUUAUAGAAAACUGUUUCUUUUUUCUCCCCGGAGACACCUUUUGUAAGGUACUAGGAAGUUAAUAGAUUACCUGUGAAUUGGUUCACUAACAAUAUUUUGGCUGCCAAUUUACUUAGUGCUUACUAUCUCUUGCCCGUAAAGUGUAAAUAUUCAUAAACUAAGGGGUUAUCCUUUUUGAAAUAAUGUACCUUAUCAAUGACAGAGAGAUGGAUUUUUCCUUGACCCACCUUUUAACCCCACCCCGACCCACAUUACCUCAACCUCAACAUUAAUGUUUUUAUCGUAACAGCCCCUUUUUCAAUCCUUAUAGCAAUCAGUGAUGAUAAAAUUUGUUCUUAUAUUUGAUAUUCUUUUAUGCAACUUAAUGUGACUUUACUCAGGAUAACUAUAAAUGGACUAUGAUAGCAUAACCAUAGUUUUAUUUCUUCUUUUACAUCUUGUAUAUAAUCAUAACAUGCAUGAUUGUUAUGUGGAAUAUUUAUAGAAUCUUGUUCUUAAAUGUGCCAUUUAUGUAAAAGACAUUUUUUGGACAUAUCAGUCAUUGUAAUAAGCCAUUGGUAUGUGGCUAAUGUCGGACAUAAAUUCUGAAAAAAGAUAAAUCUGAAAUAUAUAAAUCUGAAAAAGAGAAAUCUGAAAUAGAUAAAUUUGAAAGAGAGAUAUUUUAUGUAUAAAAUGUAUAUAUCAAUCUGAAAAAGAGAAAUCUGAAAUAUAAAAAUCAGAAAUAUAGAAAUCUUUAACAGAUAUUUGAAAUAAAGAAAUCUUAAAAAAAGAUAAUUGAUAUACACUGUACAUGUGUACAUGUAUUUCGUCACCUUAGUGCAGUUAAUGGGUUAAUAGGAGUUAAAACUAAAUUUAAAGGAGUAAACCAGUUAUUGCACUAAGGUUAUUUAUUAAUCUGAAAAGGAGUAAU
Ruditapes philippinarum (Manila clam) is the source of this 3765-nucleotide messenger RNA. RefSeq names its product baculoviral IAP repeat-containing protein 7-B-like. Gene Ontology annotation, biological process: negative regulation of apoptotic process; regulation of cell cycle. Lineage: Eukaryota; Metazoa; Mollusca; Bivalvia; Venerida; Veneridae. The record is from RefSeq and is a predicted model, not a curated record. Gene Ontology annotation, molecular function: cysteine-type endopeptidase inhibitor activity involved in apoptotic process. Gene Ontology annotation, cellular component: nucleus; cytoplasm; spindle microtubule. Bases 187 to 1278 code for a protein of 363 amino acids. The transcript has 7 exons.